Molecule: messenger RNA, 3073 nt
Organism: Exophiala xenobiotica
Lineage: Eukaryota; Fungi; Ascomycota; Eurotiomycetes; Chaetothyriales; Herpotrichiellaceae
Exons: 4
Coding region: 298-2646 (782 amino acids)
Biological process (GO): potassium ion import across plasma membrane; intracellular potassium ion homeostasis
Cellular component (GO): plasma membrane
Molecular function (GO): high-affinity potassium ion transmembrane transporter activity
Source: RefSeq, a predicted model, not a curated record
CGUCAACUUCCCAUCCACAACUGGAUUCCAUCGAAGAUGUAUCGCAGAAGACUCGAAGCGAUCGCUUAUCGUGAGUCCAGGCGACGACCAUGAAUCUGGAGAACAGUCUGGCGACCAGUCUAGAUCCGGGCUAUCCCAGACCCCGUACAUCAAUCAGAACCUGAGGCCUUCUUGGAACAUUAGGCCAGAAAGCGCCACUCGCAUCGCCGCUGUGUCGCCUUGGAUCGACAGCAGAAUUGCACAAACACCAUCCGUGCGGUUCCAGGCGAUCCAUUCAAGAGUCUCCAUCUAUCCGAAAUGGCUCGUCAAUUCCUUCAAAAGUGGUACACUACUCUUCACGAGAGUCUGGAAAAUGUCUCGUUCAUCCAUUUACAUUACUUCUAUUUCUGUGCCGCUUGCAUUCUAUCAAGCAUAAUCUUCUGGGGAUCAUCCACCCCAGCAAAAUCGGUCCGCUUCAUUGAUAGCCUGUUUCUGUGCGUUUCCGCCAUGACCGAAGCAGGCCUCAACACCGUCAACCUAUCAGAACUCAACACGUGGCAACAAGUGAUAUUGUUUAUACUCAUCAUUGCAGGUUCUGCGAUUUUCGUGUCCAUCGCCAUUCUGCACGUCCGAAAGCGAGCUUUUGAGAAGAAGUUUGCCGAACUUGCCGAGCGACGUCGAAGACUGUUGCUGAGACCCCGUUCGCUGACCUUUACCUGGUCAAGGCGCAGACCCAGUCAUUCCGGGGAUCGUGAAGCCGCAAUCGCCUCGGGUGCGGUCCGUGGUCGCGCCAUUCCAGAUCGUCCUCAAGACGACAGUGCCGAGGAUAAGGCUUCUUUGAAUCCUCCAGAACGCACCCAGUCACCAUCGAACGUAGUUGCGGAGUCCGAUACGGCUGCGAUCAGCAUCAGUGAGGUCGCUAACGACGAACAGAAUGGUCAUAUCCGGUUUCGAGAUCAGCUUCCGGCUGCUGAACAUGCCCAAAACCACCUCCGACCACGCAACAUCAGCCGUCGCCGGACAAGCUUUUUGGAAGGACGUGGCGUUGGUGCUCGACCACUUGAUAACCAUCCUCGCAAUGCCUUGCCCAGAACUGGGCGAUAUUCCCCAGAUGGAGACAACGUUGCCGUCGAGGACGACAUCAAAUCACAGGAGAAAGGUCAUUCCAAGUUGAGCAAAUACCUCGACACGGUAAAUGGCUAUCUCGGACGAAACAGUCAGUUCCACGGUCUCAGUGAGAAGGAACGCAAGAAACUGGGUGGCAUUGAAUAUGACGCUAUUUGUCUGCUGUCCUGGGUGGUGCCAUUAUAUUUCUUCCUCUUCCAGCUUUUCGGAGCGCUGGGACUUGGCGCCUGGAUCAAGGUCAAUCGGCCUGGCAUGGCACUCAGAAAUGGGCUCGACCCAUUUUGGACGGGUGCCUUCUUUGCUGUUUCAGCGUUCAACAACUCCGGAAUGGCUCUGUUGGAUGCCAACGCGACUGCGCUCCAGACGAGUUACUAUUGCUUGCUCACUUUGAGUCUGCUCAUUCUGGCCGGAAACACCUGCUUCCCGCCUUUCCUCAGGCUAAUCUUGUGGACGAUGAAGAAAAUGAUACCAAACAAGUUCCAAUCACAAGCCUGGCAACGACGCCGUCAAACGUUGGAAUUUUGCCUCGACCAUCCUCGACGAGUUUACACCAACCUGUUUCCCGCUGCGCAGACAUGGUGGCUGGUUUUCUCUCUGGUAAUGCUGAACGGCAUUGAUUGGGUGGCCUUUGAGCUCCUGAACAUCAACAAUCCCGUCACAGACGCCAUCUCUCCUCAUUUCCGAGUUCUGGACGGAUUAUUCCAGGCUUUUGCCGUCAGGAGUGGAGGGUUCUACGUGGUCAGUAUAUCGGGACUACGGUCGGGCCUUCUCGUCCUCUACGUCGCCAUGAUGUACAUUUCAGCCUUUCCCAUCGCAAUGACGAUACGUAAUACAAACGUCUACGAAGAGCGAUCACUCGGAAUUUACGCCGAAGAUCUCGAAGGAGCGACGACUCAAGGUGCAGACGAAAACAGUGGUAGGGCGGACGAAAAAGCAAAAGAAAAGGAAAAGCCAGGACGCCAGCUCCUUUCGGGCUUGAAACGUACUAUGACCAUGUCUCAUGGGACUGUGCCACCGAUUUCCAACUCAUUGUCCUGGACUCGUCAAGACUUCGUACGGCAACAACUUCGGGGCCAAUUGGGCCACGACCUAUGGUGGCUCGUUCUGGCGAUUUUCAUGAUCACAGCAAUCGAGACGGGCCAGUUUGAGCGCGACCCCGUCAACUUUUCCACCUUCAAUAUCAUAUUUGAAGUCGUGUCUGCGUACGGCUGUGUGGGGAUAUCGGUCGGCAUUCCAUGGGCGGCAUACUCGUUCUGCGGGACAUGGCAUACAGCCAGCAAACUCGUCUUGUGUGCUGUGAUGCUCCGUGGCAGGCAUCGAGGAUUACCCGUCAGCAUCGAUCGAGCCAUCCUGCUACCCGAUGAAACGCUGGCCUGGGCGGAAGAAGAGGACGCAACGAAGCGAGGAGGCUAUUCUGGCACGACGGCCCUUAGUACGAAGAACAGCAGGGACGGAUUGCGGCGGGCAAGGACUACCGAUUCCGUACAACCCCCGCGGGGUCAGAGUGUCGACAUGAACAGAGAUGCCGACCACAUGGUAUAAACACGGUCGAGGGAUUACAGCCGCAGGUCAGGUCCUGCCCUCAAUCACUUCGCUUCCGCUUUGAACACACGGUGCGGCAUUCUUGUUGUCCAUUCCCUUUUCUGUGCAAAGACUGAGCGAGGAGUUUUGGGUGGAAGGCCACAUGGCAUUAACAGGACUGGUCGACGAUUCAAAGAUAUACACUGAGUAUCAUGGGUUCAGUCAACCUUUCCACAACGUAGUUAGACAUCAGAAUUGUGCAUUUCACAUCAGCGCGAGGACUGAACUGCCUUGUGCUUGCUGAUUCUGACCCUGAAAGCUGCAUUAUCAAUAGGAAAGCCUUGGUUGAUGAUGAUACAGGCACUGUGAGGGUAGGCUGUCGAUAUCGUAAGAGAUGAACAGGGUGUAAGAGAGAUGUGGCGUCGAUGCUGCCAUAAGUCAGGUCCAC